Messenger RNA from Nannospalax galili (Upper Galilee mountains blind mole rat), 4490 nucleotides. It is a transcript of the gene Exoc5, whose product is annotated as exocyst complex component 5. The record is from RefSeq and is a predicted model, not a curated record. The transcript has 19 exons. Lineage: Eukaryota; Metazoa; Chordata; Mammalia; Rodentia; Spalacidae. Gene Ontology annotation, cellular component: exocyst; cytoplasm. Gene Ontology annotation, biological process: exocytosis; Golgi to plasma membrane transport. The coding region runs from base 559 to 2520 and encodes 653 amino acids.
CGUGCGAGGCGGUGACAAUGGGAGCGGCGCGGGCGGCGCCGGGAGGCAGCUGACAGGCGUCUGCGGCUUCGCUUCAUGGCGGCUCUCUCGCCCCGCCUGGGCUGUGUGAGGAUCUGGGGAGCUCGCGGCGGCCAGCGGCCGGAGCCAGAGCCCGCAGGCAGAGGAGACGUGUGCAGCGCGCCGCUGAGGCGCAGCAUGUGAAGCGGAGACGGCCUCCACCGCGGGGCGAGCUUCUCAGACGACCGGCAUGGCCACGACGGCCGAGCUCUUCGAGGAGCCUUUUGUGGCAGAUGAAUAUAUUGAACGUCUUGUAUGGAGAACCCCAGGAGGAGGUUCUAGAGGUGGACCUGAAGCUUUUGAUCCUAAAAGAGAUAAUCCAUUGGAAAGUCAAUAAAGACUGGCUGUAGUUUCAAACACCAUGUGUUUUUGAAUCCAUGUGGCCUGAAGAAAGUGAAAGGAAAUUGUGACACUGCAGAAAGGUUUUGUUUUCAUUGAAGAAAUUUCAACAAGAUACUAUUAUUAGAAGAAUUUGUAAAUCAUAUUCAAGAACUCCAGAUAAUGGAUGAAAGGAUUCAAAGGAAAGUGGAGAAAUUAGAGCAACAGUGCCAGAAAGAAGCUAAAGAAUUUGCAAAGAAAGUUCAAGAGCUCCAGAAAAGCAAUCAGGUUGCUUUUCAACAUUUCCAAGAACUAGAUGAACACAUAAGCUAUGUGGCAACCAAAGUCUGUCACCUAGGAGACCAGUUGGAGGGGGUAAACACACCCAGACAACGUGCAGUGGAGGCUCAGAAAUUGAUGAAAUACUUUAAUGAGUUUCUAGAUGGAGAAUUGAAAUCUGAUGUUUUUACAAAUUCUGAAAAGAUAAAGGAGGCAGCAGACAUCAUUCAGAAGUUGCACCUAAUUGCCCAGGAGUUACCUUUUGAUAGGUUUUCAGAAGUAAAAUCCAAGAUUGCAAGUAAAUACCAUGAUUUAGAAUGCCAGCUUAUUCAGGAGUUUACCAGUGCUCAGAGAAGAGGUGAGAUCUCCAGGAUGAGGGAAGUAGCAGCAGUUCUACUUCAUUUUAAGGGCUAUUCCCAUUGUGUUGAUGUUUAUAUAAAGCAGUGCCAGGAGGGUGCCUACUUGAGAAAUGAUAUAUUUGAAGACGCAGCAAUACUCUGUCAGAGAGUGAACAAGCAAGUUGGAGAUAUCUUUAGUAAUCCAGAAACAGUACUGGCUAAACUUAUUCAGAAUGUGUUUGAAAGCAAACUACAGAGUUUUGUGAAAGAUCAGUUAGAAGAAUGUAGGAAAUCAGAUGCAGAACAAUAUCUGAAAAAUCUCUAUGACCUAUAUACAAGAACCACCAAUCUUUCCAGCAAAUUGAUGGAGUUUAACUUAGGUACUGAUAAACAGACUUUCUUGUCUAAGCUUAUCAAAUCCAUUUUCAUUUCCUAUUUGGAGAACUAUAUUGAGGUGGAAAUUGGAUAUUUGAAAAGUAGAAGUGCUAUGAUCUUGCAGCGCUACUAUGAUUCCAAAAACCAUCAAAAGAGAUCCAUUGGCACAGGAGGUAUUCAGGAUUUGAAGGAGAGAAUUAGACAACGUACCAACUUACCACUGGGACCAAGUAUUGAUACACAUGGGGAAACUUUUCUGUCCCAAGAAGUGGUGGUUAAUCUUUUACAAGAAACUAAACAAGCCUUUGAAAGAUGUCAUAGGCUAUCUGAUCCUUCUGAUUUACCAAGGAAUGCCUUUAAAAUUUUUACCAUUCUUGUGGAAUUUUUAUGUAUUGAGCAUAUUGAUUAUGCAUUAGAAACAGGACUUGCUGGAAUUCCGUCUUCAGAUUCUAGGAAUGCAAAUCUCUAUUUUUUGGAUGUUGUACAACAGGCCAAUACUAUUUUUCAUCUUUUUGACAAACAGUUUAAUGAUCACCUUAUGCCACUAAUAAGCUCCUCUCCCAAGUUAUCUGAAUGUCUUCAGAAGAAAAAAGAGAUAAUUGAGCAAAUGGAGAUGAAAUUGGAUACCGGCAUUGAUAGGACAUUGAAUUGCAUGAUUGGACAGAUGAAGCACAUCUUGGCUGCAGAACAAAAGAAAACAGAUUUUAAACCAGAAGAUGAAAACAAUGUUUUGAUUCAGUAUACUAAUGCCUGUGUAAAAGUCUGUGCUUAUGUAAGAAAACAAGUUGAGAAGAUUAAAAAUUCCAUGGAUGGGAAAAAUGUGGACACAGUUUUGAUGGAACUUGGAGUACGUUUUCAUCGGCUUAUUUAUGAGCAUCUUCAACAAUAUUCCUAUGGUUAUAUGGGUGGCAUGUUAGCAAUUUGCGAUGUAGCUGAAUAUAGAAAAUGUGCCAAAGACUUCAAGAUUCCAAUGGUAUUACAUCUUUUUGACACUCUGCAUGCACUUUGCAAUCUUCUAGUAGUUGCUCCAGAUAAUUUAAAGCAAGUCUGCUCAGGAGAACAACUUGCCAAUCUGGACAAGAACAUACUUCAUGCCUUCGUACAACUUCGUGCUGACUAUAGAUCUGCCCGCCUUGCUCGACACUUCAGCUGAGGUUGAAUUUACAAAGGAAAUGUGUUGUAUUUCAGAAGGCCACAGAUGACAGAAAGCACAGGAGAUUCUUUAUGACCCAGCCCAUAUUUUGGGGGGCGGAAAAAAAAAAAAAGACUGAAGAAAACAGCAGCCAUACUUACCCUGGAAUUUUAAUUGAAAUUUUGGACACCACUAGCUACAUUUUACUUUUUUUUUUUUUCCUAUUAAGUUGAAUUCCAUACUUUAACUUAUAAAUAUCAGAUUCUGUAAAACUACAUGUCACUGUUUUAAUCUUGGAAAAUGUUGGUGUCAGAAGGUAAAUGAAAUUUUAUCUGUGGUCUACUAGUUCCUGGUCUUUACCAUACUCUAUCUGGAAAUUUUACCAUCCUGUUUGCAUUAAAAAUAGGUGAAGUGCAGUAAAACUACAUUUAUUAUUCAUUAGUUUUUAGUGAAUCUUUCAACACUGGUGAUUGUUAAUCAAAUUAAUCUAGGUUUUCCUAACUUUUUAUAUCUUUAAAAGGGUAAUCACACUUGAGCAUAAUUUCUGUUGGUAGUUGGAGUUUUUUUCUGAGGUACAACAGAGCUAUUACAAGAAAAAAUGUUAUAAACUAAAAUGAUGAACUGUUUUAUAUAGAUAGUAGGAGUGAAUAUAUCUGCUUUCUGGGUUAAACUCAAAGUUUACUAUUUCUUAUUUGAUAAAUAGAUUUUAAGCCAAUUCUAGCCAAUGAAUUAAUGAAACUACCUUAUUUUAUAUUAACUUAAGAUAAGGUAGAGGACUUUAAAGGACUGUGUUUGUUAUUUCACUAUUAUAGUUGAAGUUUUUAAAAAGUGAAGUUUAGUAUAAAUCGUGUGGAUGAGAACCAUUGACAUGGUUAGUCAAUGCAGUCCUUUAAGGUUUGUAUCUCAAUGCUAACCUUGAGUAAGUAAGAUGGGACGGCUAGACACACAGUGCUCUUCUAUUUUAAGAGGAAUUGGAAAUUGUAGGUGACAGUAUGAUUCUAAGUUUGAAGGCAAGCUUUACAGAGACUGCUUUCUUUUCAGAUCUGCGGAUUCUUUAAUUGUCCUUUUUCAAGGCAUUUCUGGUUAUUCCUACUUGGAUAAGAUUAAUUGAAUUGGCUUAAUAUGGUGACAUAAUAAUCACUUAUAAAAUUUUAAACAAGUAAAAGUUUAGAAAGGCCACUGCUCUAUAAACCCUAUACAGUUGCUUUGCAAGAAUACAUUCUAAAUAUGUAGCCUGUUGUAUUGUUCAUAGUCUUCUAGGAUCCAGGUGAAUGUAACGUUUGGUUGAUUCUUAGCAUUUUUUUUUUCCUAUAAUGUAGACUUUUUGGCCUAAUUUUGGAAAAUCUUUUUUCUAAGAACCUGAUUUUGAAUAGUUACCACCUUUACCAGGAUUCAGCACUAACUGCUGUUUAAGUUACUGCUGACUGGAUUUUCCUUUUCUGUUUACCCCAGUGUUAUCAAAGUAAGCGAAGGCAGUGAAGUGCUGUGGCUUCUGUCAAUGCUCUUCAGGACAGUGUGGCAGCUGCAGAGGGCUUUCCGGAUGUCUGCUCUUCAGACAAGGAACAGCCAAAACAGGUUUUGGAUACUAGUAGAAAUCAUGCUUGAUGCCAUUUUAGAACUUCUGAUGUGGAUUCAAAUUAUACCUCUACUACUUAAAGCCAACAGUUUUAAGGCAGUAGUUUUACUGGCCAUUUGAACUCUUUCUACAGUGUCAAUUUGUUUAAAAAAAAAAAAGAAAAGAAAGAAAAAAAUUCUCAAAACCUACAUUUUAAGACUUCCAAUCAGAGAAGUACUUCAGAUUAUUUUGUUUGAUUUUUUUAAAAUGUAAAUCAGAUACUUGUUGCUUAGAUAUUUUGUUAAUUAUUAUUCCCAUGUUUGAGUUCUGUGCAAUAUUUUCCAUUAUGUCCACUGGCAGGAUAAUGACAAAAUUCAUAAAUGAAUACUGAAUUUAGAAGUGUUAACAUUAAUGCUCAAUAAACAAAUUCCCUGCA